Amphiprion ocellaris (clown anemonefish) is the source of this 2718-nucleotide messenger RNA. RefSeq names its product platelet derived growth factor c (gene pdgfc). NCBI's taxonomy places the organism in Eukaryota, Metazoa, Chordata, Actinopteri, Pomacentridae. The transcript is spliced from 6 exons. Gene Ontology annotation, molecular function: platelet-derived growth factor receptor binding; growth factor activity. Gene Ontology annotation, cellular component: membrane. The record is from RefSeq and is a predicted model, not a curated record. Gene Ontology annotation, biological process: positive regulation of cell population proliferation; positive regulation of protein autophosphorylation; positive regulation of phosphatidylinositol 3-kinase/protein kinase B signal transduction. Bases 573 to 1667 code for a protein of 364 amino acids.
GUCAGUUGCCAGUCUCCAAAAACCCAACCCCGGCCGCGCAGCGAUAUUUUAUCUCAGUCUCCAAGUUAUGACUCUAGACUGCGCCAGACAACAGAACUCGUCUCGGUGUUGCGAAUGGUUUCUGGGUACAGACUGUAUCGGGUUGCUGGACUCCCUCGCUGUCUCUGUGUGUGAGCUUUUGCUGUAAUGCGUAAAGAUCUGCAGGGAUUUAUCAGACGGAGUGAAGAACGCAACGUGGACGCACUGCUGUGACCAACAUGCAUCUGUGCAUUUCUACUGAUCUCGCACCGUAGAUGAACUGCGUGCAUGAGGACGAUUGUGCAGCUGAUUCCAGGAUUAUGAAUACUUAAACCAAAGUUUGCUCAAAUCAGUGCCCAACUUCCCUCAGAACCAACAGGUGCGCACUUGCAUUGCGCAGCAGCGGCAGGUUUGGAGACUCUGGAGAGGAUUUUUAUUCCGAUUCAUCGAGUUGAAAUUGCACUUUCUUCAGAGGGACUGAUGGUUAAGAUUAUGUGGAUUUUACUCUGCGUCCAAAUGUGUCCAAAGCAGCACUGGUGUCCUGUGACCGACGCAUGUGUGUGGUGAUCCAAACCAUCCCGUCUCCAGCGCUUUGUGAUCGCCAACCACCACUCAUCCAAAUGAUCCUUCCAUUAUUAUUCCUUCUUGCAUCGCUUCUCCAACAGUAUGGCUCGGAAGCUGAAUCAAGUCAUGCCAGCAAAUUUCACCUUCCAAGUGUAAAGGAGCAAAACGGAGUGCAAGAUUCCCAUCAGGAGAAAGUCAUAUCAGUGUCUGGAGAAGGAAUGGUCCACAGUCCAGACUUCCCACACACCUAUCCCAGGAAUACCAUGUUAGUGUGGAGACUAGUGGCAACCAGCAACAUGAGGAUCCAGCUCACCUUCGAUGAGAGAUUUGGUCUGGAGGACCCAGAAGAUGGAAUAUGCAAGUACGACUUUGUGGAAAUAGAGGAUCCAACUGAGAAGACUCUCCUGGGUCGCUGGUGUGGGUCACAGUCGGUACCAGCCAGCCACAUUUCCAAAGGCAGCCAGAUCAGUAUCCGCUUCAUCUCGGAUGAGUAUUUUCCCUCUGAGCCAGGAUUCUGCAUCCGCUACUCCCUCCUGCCUGUGACUGUGUCGGAGCCUGAAGUCCCUGCAGUCCUGCCUCCAUCCCUGCAGGGUAUUGAGGAGCUGUCAGAGGCUGUGGCAGGGCUGAGCACUGUGGAGGAGGUCAUGAAGUACCUGGAGCCAGAGCGAUGGCAGCUGGACAUGGAGGAGUUGUACAAGCCCACAUGGCACGUGUUGGGGAAAUCCUUCAUCCACAAUAAGAAGGCCAAAGGAGGAACUGAUCUCAAUCUGCUGAGGGAAGAGGUUCGACUGUACAGCUGCACUCCCCGCAACUUCUCUGUAUCCUUGCGUGAGGAGCUGAAAAGGACAGAUGCCAUUUUCUGGCCCAGUUGCCUCCUGGUGAAGCGCUGUGGUGGAAACUGUGCCUGCUGCUCUCACCGCUGCUACGACUGCCAGUGCGUUCCUGCCCGGGUCACAAAGAAAUACCAUGAGGUUCUCCUGCUGAAACAUCGAAGCGGUGGAAGAGGCCUGCAGAAGUCCAUGACUGACGUGGCCUUGGAGCACCACGAAGAGUGUGCCUGUGUAUGUAAAGAUGACUGGGACUGAACUCAGACAUGUGUAAUAGCUGCCAGUGGAAGCAAACAGGACACCAAAAAUGAACCUCUGUUGAGCCACUGUUCUGUAUCUCAUCCACUUCCACCGGGAGCUAACAAGAUUCUCCCUUUAUCCUGUUGUCCUUUCACUAAUUGGAUGAAGCAGAACAGACUGGAAUCUAAUAAAUCUUCUGAAUGGAUUUGACUGCUGUGGAAUACCAAUAGAGUGCUCUGCGUGCAUUUUAGAGAGACAAAAAUUCACUGGGGCAGAUCUGGACUAUUACCUAUGUGCUCUGAAGACUAUUUUCUUCAGCUUUUCGAAGAUAAGAACACUGAGGCAUUUUUGUCUCCUUCCUGAGGUCUUUCUUAAAGUUCAGUUGGUGUGGGCUGAUAGUGUCAUGGAAAAUGGGAGCUUCUUUGUUCAAGUACUUUUUUAUGUCUAAAAGUGAGCUGGCUCCAGCUGCCUUACUCCCUCGGCUCCUCUAUUAUUACCAUCAAGGCAAAGAAAGGUGCCUUUUAAGAGCAGUUUUUCCUUCGCUCCUCUCUUGUUUUACCACAGAUUUAAUCUGAGGCAAAAUGCAGCCACAAUAUAGCUGAAAUGCAUCACUAAUGAGACUGCAUUAUGUGUAAAUAUUUCAUUUAUCUUUCCUUUCUGUGCUAUUGUGCCUUUUCUACCAAAGAUUCUCAAGGAGAAGAUAAAAAUUGCACAUGUAGAAUCAGCAUCAUUUGCUAAAAGUCUUCAUUUGUUCCAUCUCGGCAAUAAUAAAUUUGCUUGCUUCAGGAAUGCUUAGUUACAAGCAAUUUUUGCAGCAUUUGAGAUUGUUCAUAUUAAAUAUUUAUUUGUUUAAUGAAAGGGAAUUUAGGUCCAAGAUGCCUUGUUUGCUACAUUUGUUGCUGUACAGUAGUAUUAGCCUGCAUUUUCAUUGUUAGUCAUUUUUACAUUGCAAUUUUGUCAUGGAUGUUUUUCAUUUUCUGUAUGCCAAAGUUAUUUAUCUCUACUUUUGCAACAACUGUUUGUGUAUUUCAUAGUACUGAACAUCAAAAAUAAAUUUUUCCAUUUCUAA